This is a messenger RNA of Chara braunii, 3287 nucleotides long. The record is from the annotation of a GenBank genome assembly. Lineage: Eukaryota; Viridiplantae; Streptophyta; Charophyceae; Charales; Characeae.
GCAGGGGACGAGCACUCUCAACAAAGGGUGAAGGUACAGUCACAAGAGAGAGAGAGAGAGAGAGAGAGAGAGAGAGAGAGAGAGAGAUGGCGGCGGUCGAGGCACCUGGGAUGGUGUCCAUGGGUCCAACGAAUGUGGCAGCACUGUUCGGUGAUGACGUGGACACGCAACCUUUGUGGUUUAAGAAGGAUGCUUUCAGCGAUCCCGACUUCGAGCCCGAUGAGUAUAUCACUGAUCUCCGUAGAUUCGUUCCACUGGAGACGCUGCGCGCCGAGCUGGGCAGUCAUCUAUCGGUUCUGAAGAACGAGCUUGUGGAGCUGAUCAAUCGAGACUACACCGAUUUCGUUAACCUGAGUACGAAGCUGGUUGACGUAGAUGGCGCUGUCCUUAGGAUGCGUAUGCCCUUGACAGAGUUGCGCUCCAAGCUGGUUUCUGUGCGGGAGAGCGUGGGUUCCUCCCUCUCUCUGCUCCAGGAUGGGCUUCGACGACGAGCGCAUGCAAUUAGUGCCCGGCAGAUACUGGAGCUUCUCCUCGACACUGCUCAUGUUCUCUCCAAGGUGGAGAAGUUGCUUCUGGAGCUUACAGCCAUGCCUGAGGAAGAUGGUCCUGCUGCUGCUGCUGCUGCUUCUGGCGGUGGAAGCAAUGAGAACGGCGAUGGGAUUGCAAAUGGCACACAUAGUGAUGGGAAUGGAAACUCCGAUGCGGACGAGGGGGGUCGGCUAGAAGAGUCGAGAAGCCGGCUCUUGGAGCGAAUCGCAAGUGAGAUGAAUCGUUUGAAGUUCUACAGAGCCCGUGCUGAGGACAUGCCUUUCAUCCAGAACAUGGAGAAACGGAUUGCGGCAGCGGAUGGCACGCUUGCCACCCAUCUUCGCCGGUGCCUGGAAGGGGGGUUGGAGAAGAGGUGUAAAAAGGUAAUUUAUCAUUGCCUGCGAGCAUACGCGGCUAUCGACGAUACCACAGGCGCAGAGGAGGCUUUUCGGGUAUCGAUUGUCAGUCCAUUUGUCCAGCAAAUUCUGCAGCAGUCGUCAUCGAAGGGCAUUGCUGCGCUGGCAGGUGACGGGCUUGACAAGGUUUAUGAGCAAGUGCUAACACGCAUCGAGACCGACUGUAGGUUUCUUCUGGAGAUUGCUUAUGCAGCAAACUCGGGACUGCAUGCAUUCAACUUCCUGAGUAAUUCCGUUCUGAAGGAGGUGCACGCAGCGAUUGUGAAGGCGAAGCCUGGGGCCUUUUCCCCCGGAAAACCGGCGGCGUUCCUCUGCAACUACAAGGCCAGCUUGCAAUUUCUGUCGGCCCUUGAAGAAUACUGCCCAUCGCAACAAGCCGUGAAAACAUUUCGAUCGCAGGCCGCCUACUCAGAUUUCAUGAAGCAGUGGAAUUUAAGUGUGUACUUCACCCUCAGAUUUCAGGAAAUUGCAGGGGCGCUCGACACUGCUCUUCCGAGCGGUUCGCUGACGGAAGCUCAGGGGGGCCCUGUGAAGGUCGAGAAUGACACGUCAGAAUUCCUAUUGCACUCGUCAGCCGUUCUCUGGAAAUCUCUGCAACGCUGCUGGCACGAUGAUGUAUUCAUUCCGACAGUCGCUGACAAAUUCCUGCGACUUACAUUGCAGCUCAUUUCAAGGUACACUCUUUGGAUAUCUGCUGGCCUGAAUGCGCGGAAAGUAAACAUAACGGGAGUGGGAACAGCGAGUGGUGGUGAAUGGGCAACGACUGCGACAAUUGAAGACUUUGUCUUGGUCAGACAUGAUGUGGAUGUGGUGGCGCGGUUGCUGGAAUCACAAUACAUUGACAGAGUGGUUGCUGUGCUAGCCAGCAUGCCGGCAGAGUCGCUGUCUGGUGUUGCUCAGUGCAUACGACAGAGUGCCCAGAAGUUGCGCGAACUGCUCCCAAUGAUUGCGGAUAUCAUGAAAGAACUGCUCGCCGAGAAGAGCCAGGAGGAGUUUGGCCGGCAGCUGACAAAGUACAAUGUAAAAGCGCGAGAAAUUUCGUCCUACGUGUCUCUCUGGCAAUUUGUCGCACCGGCGGAAAGGCAGUCUGUAGACAUCUGAGCAAAUCCUGACAGAAGCAAUCUGUCAGAGGCACAGGCGGCAUUUUCAGAGACGCAAACGGAGCAGCAUCAUCAUCUCCUGUCAUCUCCGAGGUAACAUCACUGCGCUGCUAAAUGGUGAGUCGGGCAAAAAAAAAAAAAGGGAAUGAAAAAAGCAAACAAAAGAGAGACGGGCAUGGUUGAAUGGGAACACUGUUGCGAAGUCGGAAAGGUCCUGAGGAUGGAGUGGAGUGGAGUGGAGUGGAGUGGGUUAUCAAAAUUGACCCAGAAGAUGUCGACAAGCCGACGGUUGGACCCGUUGAGCGGGCGGACGAACGGACGGAUGGACGGGCGCGUGACCCGUCGAGAAGGAUGGGAACGUAAAUAAAGAAGGCAUUUUUGUUAUUUUUGGAAGGGGGGGGGAAAAGAAAGAGGGAAUCAAAAAAGCAAACAAAAGAGAGACGGGCAUGGUUGAACGGGAACGCUGUUGCGAAGUCGGAAAGGUCCUGAGGAUGCCGUGGAGUGGGUUGCCAAAAUUGACCCAGAAGAUGUCGACGAGCCGACGGUUGGACCCGUUGAGCGGGCGGACGGAUGGACGGAUGGACGGGCGCGUGACCCAUCGAGAAGGAUGGGAACGUAAAUAAAGAAGGCAUUUUUGUUAUUUUUGGAAGGGGGGGGAGGGGAAGGUGUAAAGGAAUUUUUUCUGUUUUUUUUAAAUAUUUUUGGCACUUGAGAAAUCGCAAAAGCAAACAAAAGAGAGACGGGCAUGGUUGAACGGGAAAGCUGUUGCGAAGUCGGAAGGGUCCUGAGGAUGCAGUGGAGUGGGGUGGGUUACCAAAACAUGUCGAUGAGCCGACGGUUGGACCAGUUGAGCGGCCGGACGGACGGGCGCGUGACCUAGAUUGACGGGUGCGUGACCCGUCGAGAAGGAUGGGAACAUAAAUAAAGAAGGCAUUUUGGUUGUUUUUGGAAAGGGGGGAGGGGAAGGUGUAAAGGAAUUUAUGUUUUUUUAAAAAGUUUUUUGGCACUUGAGAAAUCGAGUGAGGAGGCUGGACCAUUACUCUUUUGCGUGCGAUGUUCUUUUUUGAACGACUAUCAAUUGGAUCCAAUUGUUGUAUUAGCGUUUUUGUUCUGUCAGUCUCUGUCUGCAAUUACAAAUAUCUUGUUAUCUAUGAGCUCGCGCGGCGGCAAACUUAAAUUCUUGUCUAUUUACGUGGCGGUUCGGAAGAUGAUGUACCACUAUAAAUAAACUAGUAUAAAGUUA